Carcharodon carcharias (great white shark) is the source of this 3865-nucleotide messenger RNA. Its product is annotated as zinc finger protein 271-like. Gene Ontology annotation, molecular function: RNA polymerase II transcription regulatory region sequence-specific DNA binding; DNA-binding transcription factor activity, RNA polymerase II-specific. Gene Ontology annotation, biological process: regulation of transcription by RNA polymerase II. The record is from RefSeq and is a predicted model, not a curated record. The transcript is spliced from 2 exons. NCBI's taxonomy places the organism in Eukaryota, Metazoa, Chordata, Chondrichthyes, Lamniformes, Lamnidae. Bases 521 to 1540 code for a protein of 339 amino acids. Gene Ontology annotation, cellular component: nucleus.
GGUUCACUUCCUGUAGGGACCGAAAACCAAGUGAGGAGAUGAAGGAUUUCACCGUACUACACCAGAGAAUACAAAGAGGAUAGACACCGCAGAUAGAUCCUGACCAUCACCCAAGGAACAACUGCACAACUGUGGGAAGACAUCCAGUCCCUUCACAGCAUCGCUCAACACAGAGAAGGUUGGGCAGUGAAACCAUCACCUGGAAAUCAGUCGGGUCAGGGGAGCUUUGACUUUUCAUCAGAUCUGAAACUGGUCAGUGGUGUGGAACCUUCCAUCAGAACCAACCUUUCCGAAAGAUCGGCUGUGGGUGAUCGGUCAGGGUGAGGCUGGGAAGAAGUGUGAGUGGCUCCAAGUGUGGUGAGACCUUCAAUCAUUCAUCGAGCCUCAUGAACCACUGAUUCAUUCCUACAAGUGAGAGGCUGGUCAUGAGCGAGGUGUGUGAGAAGGGCUCCAGAGGCUCAUAAGGUCUCCUAACCCUAAGGUGCAUCUGUUGUCCUGCCAGUAACACAAGGACAGCUACAUGGAAGAGAAACUAAUUAAGUGUGAGGUGUGUGAUCGAGCUUUCGCACAUCCAUCGACAUUCGAGAAUCACCGACGCAGUCACAGUGGGGAGAAGCCUUUCGAAUGUGAGGUGUGUAACAAAUCAUUCUCACAGUCAUCAAGCCUCCACAUACAUCAACGCAUUCAUAAUGGGGAGAAACCAUUUCCUUGUGAGGUGUGUAACAAAUCAUUCUCGACAUCAUCGGAUCUCCGCAAACACCAACGCAUUCACACUGGGGAGAAACCAUUCACAUGUGAGGUUUGUGCCAAAUCAUUCUCAGAUUCAUCAAAUCUGCACGUGCACCAACGUGUUCACACAGGUAAGAAACCAUUCACAUGCGAGGUGUGUGACAAAACAUUCUCAACGUCAUCACAUCUCCUGGAGCAUCGGAGGAUUCACUCAGGGGAGAAACCAUUCACGUGUGUGGAGUGUGCGAAUUCAUUCUCUACAUCAGCGAACCUCCGCAAACACCACCGCGUUCACACAGGGGAAAAAUUAUUCAGUUGUGAAGUGUGUGACAAAUCAUUCUUGACAUCCUCGAGUCUCCUGGAUCACCAGAGGAUUCACACAGGGGAGAAGCCCUUCAUGUGUGAGGUAUGUGACAAAUCAUUCUCAAGGUUAAGGUACCUGCAUGUCCACCAACGCAUUCACACAAGGGAGAAACCAUUCAGGUGCGAGGUGUGUGACAAAUCAUUUUCUCAGUCAUCGUACCUCCGUGAACACCAAAUCAUUCACACUGGGGAGAAGCCGUUCAAGUGUGAGGUGUGUGACAAAUCAUUCUUGCGGUCAUCGUACCUCCAUGUACACCAACGCAUUCACACAGUGGAGACGCCAUUCACAUGUGAGGUGUGUAACAAAUCAUUCUCAGAGGCAGGGGCCCUCUGCAGGCACCAAAGCAUUCACACCAGGGAGAAACUAUUCACCUGCGAUGUGUGCAAUAUAUCAUUUUUGAGGUCAUCGAACCUCCUGCUCCAUCACAGGUUCCAUGCAGGGGAGUAAUACUUGAAAUGUCUGGUUUGUGAUAAAGCUUUUGUGAUGUUGUCAACCCUCCUGGGACACCAGAGGAUUCACACAGAGAGAAAUUCUUCAGGUUAAAUGUUUGUGCAACAACUAUAAACCAGUCUGCUGGUCUCCUGAAGCAACAGCAGAUCCACACUGGAGAGAAACCAUUCGGGUGUGAGGUGUGUGACAAGGCUUUUACCAAGUCAGUGUAUCUCCUGGUCCAUCAACGCACUCACACAGUGGGAAACCCUAUCAUUGUAAGUAAUAAAGCCAUCAUACAGUUGUUGGACCUUUUGGAACAUCUGUGAACAUACAUGGGGACUACUUAACAAAGCUGUUUCCCAAUUUCUUGUCAAAGUGUGACUCUACACAAUUUCACUGCAAAGGAUGUUCACUGGUAUUGGGGCACAGAACAAGGAACAGCUUUCACUCACAUCAAACAACUAGUGACAACAACACCAGUACUGAGAUAUGAUGAUGUCAUUGAUGAAGUCACCCUGCAGUGAGAUGCCAGUGAAACAGGACUUGGAGCAACCCUCAUGCAGCAAGGACAAUUAGUUGUGUUUGUAUCCAGAGCAUUAACACAAACUGAAGGACCCAGAUUGAGAACGAGAGCCUGGUUAUUGUCUUUGCUACUGAGCAAUUAAACCAGUACCAGUUUGGGAGAGAGAAAAUGAUGGUGCAGUCUGAUCACAAGCCACUUCAAAGCAUCAUCUCAAACUGCUUCUCUCUGCUCCAAAGUGUUUACAAAGCUUGUGACUUCAUUUGCAGAGAUAUUGUUUGGAAGUGAAGUACAAGCAAGGGAAGCAGAUGUACAUCACCGACCUGUUGUCAAGGACUGCACUCUCUCUGAAGGAAGUUGAUGAUGCUGAUACAAAGUGUGAAAUCUUCCAGAUUCAACAAGAAGCAACAGCAUGAUAUAUUCUGGAAGUCAUCAACCCAGCAGACACUGAAUCUGACAGACAAGUGUCUUGCUCAGAUCAAGCAUACAACAAUGAGAUACAACUCUUCAAAUGUUACAGGAAGUUCUGAUGAGGGGAGGACCUUUGGAGCAGAUAGAAGCAGUUUGAGAAGAUGCUUUGAAAUAUUUUGUGGUCAGACUGCACCAUCAUUUUCUCUCUCCCAAACAGGUACUGGUUGAAGUGCUCACAAGCGAAAACAAUAGCCAGGCUCUCUUUCUCAAUCCGUGCAUAGCAUCGUUUAGUUUGUGUUAAUGCUCUGGAUACAAACACAACUGGUUAUCCUUGCUGUGUGAGGGUUCCUCCAAGUCCAGGAUGGCCUGAAACCAUCAAGGAGAUCUUAGAAUGUCUGAAAGCACACGUCAGUCAUCAUGACAUUCCUGACAUUGUGAUGAACGACAAUGGUCUUCAAUUCAUGAGUGAAGAAUUCAGACACUUGAUGAACGACUGGGAAAUUUGGCACCACACAUCAUCUCCACACUAUCCCCAGUCAAAUGGAAAGGUUGAGGCAGCGAUGAAAACAGCCAAAGGGAUCAUCAAAUAAUUGACUAGAUCCAGCACAGAUGUGUACAAGGCAAUCUUAGAGUGGAGAAACACACCUACUGAAAGCAUAGAAAGUUGUCCAGUGCAGUGACUAAUGUCAUGCUGCACCCAGACUACUCUUCCAACAGCUAAAAAACUACUGAGGCCAGAAGUAGUAACAGGGAGUGAGUGACGAGAUCAAAGUGAAACGACAGAAAGACAAAUUUCACUUUGAUGAAGCUGCCAAAUCAUUGCCAGAGCUGAGAGUUGGAGAGCUGGUCAGAGUGAAAACAUUCAACGCACUCAACAAAAGUCAGCUCACUUGGCGCAACUUGGGGCCUACGUGGAGAAGUUGUCACCUUGAUCGUACACGGUGAAAGUGAAUGACCAGAUCUUUCGUCACAACUGCAGACACCUACGUGCAACCGGAGAAGCUGCUCCUUCACAGCAGACAGCUGAUGAGGCAGAUCUGAUUUCACCAACUGAGCAAGGAACUGAACGACCAUCAGUCCCAGAGGUCAACCGUUCCCCAACAAAUGCAACGGAUCAGCAGCAACAAUUACCACAGCAACAACACUCGCCACAGCAACAACAUCCCCCAGAGAGACAUCAUCAUCUCAGGAACCAGCAGACACCGGAUGAAUAGCCAACAACAGCUCACACAAGUGCCUUAUGAAGACCUGAACACUUUAAAGAUCGUGUGUGCAAUGCUUGUGCAGAGAGAGAUGAAAUUAGAACAGACUAGAAAGAACAAAGUUUUUUGUAACAUGGAGUAAGUUGUAAAUGACAGUGCGUGCAAUUUUUUUUCUUUUUAUAUUUGAAUAAAUCCCUUUUUACAUUG